Molecule: messenger RNA, 1116 nt
Organism: Triticum turgidum subsp. durum (durum wheat)
Lineage: Eukaryota; Viridiplantae; Streptophyta; Magnoliopsida; Poales; Poaceae
Source: the annotation of a GenBank genome assembly
AUGGCUUGGAUUUAUGAGUAUAUUCCUUUGACUCAACCCCAACAAAAGAAUCAGAACACGUUGCUGCCCCGGGCAUGCCGAUGGAACUUUGGAGGAACAACACGUGGGCAGAGAAAGAAAGUUAUGGAAUGGAGAAAGGAUUUCGAGCAGCUUCAGUUGUCCGAUGUCAACUGGAAUCCUUACAAGGACAUAAAUCCAGCGAUUGUUCCAGGAUAUUGCAUCGCAGCAGAUAACAUUUGCCACUCUCGGACAUGGCUAAUCAGCUUUAACAUAAAAGAGGUGUAUGUACCUGACCGGUUCAAUAGGCAGUUUGGGAGGGAGCAAGGUCGCCUCUAUCAGGUGCCAAUGUGGGCAAGAAGAACUUGGAGUAAGGGGAAAGACUGGAGGGUUGAGUAUGCUCGUGAGAUUGAGGACUUCCAUCAAUUGGUUGGUUGUCGUUUUAUCCCUUCUACGGAAGCUAACAUAAACUCCCUCCCGAAUGAGUCUAUAGCUGGACAGAGUACUACCAGAUGCAGCCGGAAUGCAUCUCAAAACUUCUCUAUGAUGGUUGAAGAUUUAAAGAAUGAUCUCCCGGUAAUUGAUCGUUAUCUGGAGGGACAGGUGCUCCCCGUGGAGGUUGCAAGCUUCCUAGAGAGGGUGAGUACGAUGAUCAAAACUUACUUCCCACCGCAGAGCAAUGAAAGGAAAGACGAAGCAGCUCAGAGCAAGAAUGUCAGAGCAAAGAAUCCAAGAAAGAGGGUGAGAAAACCUUUGCUCUCUGAAGAUCCUUCAAGCCCUCAGGAUUCUGUGGUAGACCGGUAUGCAGGUGCGCUGGUGCCUUAUCAGGCUAGCAAGUGUGACAGGGUGUUGGAUGGCACCGUGCCUCUGCUAAACAGAGGGGAAGCGUUGAAGGAAAACGAGGUGAUGGAUCCCUGGCAAAUGUCGCAUUUGACAGCAGAGUCGUCUUCGUCUGGAGACUCGAGCUUGCCGGAAUCAAGGAGGCGGGGGUGUGAGGAAUCCGGAACCCCGAGGAGCAACCAGGGGGUCCGAAGGAGUGGAAGGAUGUGCGUGCAGCUCAAGAUGUUCAAGCACAGGGACGGGGUUGGGGCCGAGGAGACCAACCCGAUCUUCCUCUGA